Molecule: messenger RNA, 475 nt
Organism: Bombus pyrosoma
Lineage: Eukaryota; Metazoa; Arthropoda; Insecta; Hymenoptera; Apidae
Gene: Cox17
Product: cytochrome c oxidase copper chaperone
Exons: 2
Coding region: 92-301 (69 amino acids)
Biological process (GO): mitochondrial respiratory chain complex IV assembly
Cellular component (GO): mitochondrial intermembrane space
Molecular function (GO): copper chaperone activity; copper ion binding
Source: RefSeq, a predicted model, not a curated record
CGCUGAAGCCGGUGCAGUUUGUCGAUGAUCUUAGACGCAUGUAAGCGGUUUUAGAAGAGUCUUAUGUAGUGCAAAAUAUCGAUAUAUAACAAUGGGUAUUAUAAAUGACAAACCGAAUCAAACCGUUAAUGCGGAAUCGAGGGAGGUGCAAAAAUCUGACAAACCAUUGAAACCUUGCUGCGCUUGUCCUGAAACGAAGAAGGCAAGGGACGAUUGCAUUAUCCUACUAGGUGAAGAAAACUGUAAAGAUUUGAUAGAAGCGCAUAAAACUUGUAUGCGGUCAUUAGGAUUUAAUAUAUAAAUGUAAAUUAGCUAUAAUAUUGUUAAUUAUUAUAUAACAUGCUCAGGUUGCAUUUUGAACGAAAAAUGAAGUAAAUAGCAUUUACUUCGUGUAAUUGAUUUAGUACUAGUUCCUCAAAACAAUGUUAACAUACUAAGCAAUUUGUUUAGAAAUAAACAAGUUAUUUUGUUUGUA